Melanotaenia boesemani (Boeseman's rainbowfish) is the source of this 1959-nucleotide messenger RNA. RefSeq names its product cyclin-dependent kinase 2 (gene cdk2). Bases 311 to 1207 code for a protein of 298 amino acids. The record is from RefSeq and is a predicted model, not a curated record. The transcript is spliced from 7 exons. Gene Ontology annotation, molecular function: cyclin binding; ATP binding; cyclin-dependent protein serine/threonine kinase activity. NCBI's taxonomy places the organism in Eukaryota, Metazoa, Chordata, Actinopteri, Atheriniformes, Melanotaeniidae. Gene Ontology annotation, cellular component: nucleus; cyclin-dependent protein kinase holoenzyme complex; cytoplasm. Gene Ontology annotation, biological process: protein phosphorylation; regulation of G2/M transition of mitotic cell cycle; regulation of gene expression.
CGAACGCUACCGGUACAACGCGGGAAACGCUGUUGUGUUGGUUCAGUUAUUAGGGUCUACAAAUUACCGUUUAUUACGUUUUUGUUUCCUGCGUUCAGGCCUGAGAGAGUUUAUCCUCGACGAGAACCCCGACCUGCAACUGCGACGUGUCUGGACCGCAUGAAGUUUACCGCAACAAGAGUUAAAAUAUAUGUUGGUCCCCGCUUUGCUCGUUAACGUUUGUCCCUGUAGCCACCGAGCACUUGCUAGCUCCGAUAUAAAGAUCUUUUGCUUAGAGGCUAAACCCUGAAAAGUUCUGUCGUUGUGCAAAAUGGAUACGUUUCAGAAGGUGGAGAAGAUAGGAGAAGGGACGUAUGGAGUAGUUUAUAAAGCCAAGAACAAAGUGACCGGAGAAACUGUUGCGCUUAAGAAAAUCAGGCUUGACACGGAGACUGAGGGCGUACCAAGCACAGCCAUCAGAGAAAUUUCACUUCUGAAAGAACUCAGUCACCCAAAUAUUGUCAAAUUGCGGGAUGUCAUCCACACCGAGAACAAACUUUACCUUGUUUUUGAGUUCUUACACCAGGAUCUAAAAAAGUUCAUGGACUCCUCCUCAGUCACUGGUGUCCCUCUGCCUUUGGUUAAGAGCUAUCUUUUCCAGCUGCUCCAAGGCCUGGCCUUCUGUCACUCACACAGAGUUCUUCAUCGAGACCUGAAACCCCAGAACCUUCUCAUCAACGCCCAAGGGGAAAUCAAGCUGGCUGAUUUUGGCUUGGCAAGGGCCUUUGGAGUGCCUGUCCGCACAUACACACAUGAGGUAGUAACACUUUGGUACAGAGCACCAGAAAUUCUCCUUGGCUGCAAAUACUACUCCACAGCUGUUGACAUCUGGAGUCUGGGAUGCAUCUUUGCUGAAAUGGUCACCAGGAGAGCUUUAUUUCCCGGAGAUUCAGAGAUCGAUCAGUUAUUCAGAAUCUUUCGCACCUUGGGGACUCCUGAUGAGACCAUCUGGCCUGGAGUCACAUCAAUGCCUGACUACAAACCAUCGUUUCCCAAGUGGGCCCCGCAAGAUUUAUCCAAAGUGGCGCCACCUCUUGAUGAGGACGGACGAGAACUGCUCGGAGAAAUGCUGAAUUAUGAUCCAAACAAAAGGCUUUCUGCCAAAAAUGCACUUCUGCAUCGGUUCUUCCGGGACGUCACCAUGCCAGUUCCUCAUCUGAGACUCUGACAUGCAAAAUAUUUGGUGGUUUAAAUACCAAUGAUAUCUAAGCAAUAAAGACUGCCUUGUCUAGCUGCAGGACUGUGCCUGGAAUGGAGACAGACUCUGGACACAACGGGAUGUUUUGGUCAUCCAGAAGCUAAUUGUCCUGAAACUUUUGCCAUUAUUUCAACCUUGAUGUUUCUCAUAGUUAUGUGUGUUUAACUGUAAUUUUAAAUAGAUUGACUCAUCCUACAUACAUACAACUGCCAUAAUCAAUGUAAUUAUUUGUGCUUUUGAUUGAGUUCAGGUAAUUUUGACCCAUUAGUGUUUAUCCUUGAAUUCCCCAACUCAAAUGAUAUGUUGGCUUUAGGAUGUUGUCCACAAUUCAACUAGACUCUUGGUUAGAUUUGAGAAUGAUUGAACAAAUUUGUGGGAGCUGUGCAAAUAACAAGUGAAGAACUUUCUGAGCAUGAGCAGCAUUUAAAAGCGAGCUGGACGGACAACUGUCGGCACAAGAGUCAUCAGCUGAUGUAAAACAGCCAGAGCUGCAAUGGUUGAUUUUUCUUGCAGUUUAUUCAGAAUUUGUAUCCAAAUUAUCUCGAGGGGGUUUUAAAAACUGCACCUUUGUUUAAAACCGAGGUUCUGAUGUACAAAUGUCCUGUAUUGUUUUACAGAAUUUGUUGUUUCCUCUUUGUUACUAUAGAUUUUAUCCAAAUAUUAACACUUUUUAUAGAUAUUGUUUAUAUACAGUUGGAAAAAAUAAAGUUUAAAUAACUGUU